Podarcis lilfordi (Lilford's wall lizard) is the source of this 21544-nucleotide messenger RNA. The record is from the annotation of a GenBank genome assembly. NCBI's taxonomy places the organism in Eukaryota, Metazoa, Chordata, Lepidosauria, Squamata, Lacertidae.
GGGUGUUCCUUACUCUGGGAAGGGAUUUAAAGCUGUCUGCCAGACCCGUGGGCUGUUAAAACAAGACAGUGCCACAAUGCUGAGCUCAGGCCUGCAAAUUCCCCCCCUCUUCCUCCUCCUCCUCCUCCUGUUGCUCACAGCGAUGGAGCUCGGCUGCUCUUUUACAGAGGAGGACAAGAAGUUACUCGUGGACCUGCACAAUCAGUAUCGUGCUAAGGUUUCCCCUCCAGCUGCAGAUAUGCUGAAAAUGGUAAGUGAGCUGUGGGCAGCCCUGGACUUUGCUGUAAUGUGGGGAUUCAGAGACUUUCUGUCUUCUUGCUCAGAAUAUUUCUCUGGAAAGAGCAACUUUGUUUGUUUGUUUGUUUAAUAAAAUGAUUGUUUAGAGUUUCCCUUUCUUUUGUGAGUCUGCAUCUAACUAAGUGACUGAGACAAGUAAGUGCAAAGCUUUUCGGUUCUAACUCAAAUGAGCACCUAGACUGGUUUUCUCUGUAGAUCUUCAUGGUGUACUUUUACAUGCCAGAUAUUUGUUAUAAGCACUGUGAUUUAUUUGUGUGUAAGGUGUUCUGUUAACUUCAGAAGUCUGUUUCCUUAAAUGAGUUUGAGCUUUGUAGAUACCCUAGCACUAAGCAUUUCACUGGAGCUUUUCAAAUGGAAGGAUCACCUGCAUUUUAUCAGCUUCCUGUGAUGAAUUAGUAUAAGUUAAAGAAGGCAGCUUGGACCCAGCCGCCACAAUUCUGUGCCUGGUUAUGAUAUCAAGCAGCUUUGUCAUUUUGGGGCAAGUUCCUUUUCCUCUGUUCCCUCCCACCCUUAUUGUUUGUACUGAGAGCGCACAGCUACUUGGAUCACAAUUCUACUAGAGCAUCAUUUGGACUUCUAUACAUACUGAAAGAAAAAAGAAAAGAAAAAAGAUCAGGCUGCACAUUUGUAACUCAUUAGUUUCAGGCGACACAAAACAGACCUCUUCCCUUUUGGUUGUGCUUCUGUUGCCGGAAACUCGGCACUCAAACAUCACUCUGGCAUGGCUGAUUACAAAUGAUUCUCCUUCCUCCAGCCCAGCUGAUGGUAGCACCAUUACUAGUGAGACCCUGUGUGUUAACAUGGUCAUCUAGUUUCAACAGGAAUCUAUUGGAUAGUGCCUGUGCCAUCAUUGUUGACAAGAUCCAUAACACCUACUUCUACCCAUCUCCACCCCCCGCAAAAAGGUUUUGUUUUAAAUUUAUUUCUUCAUUGCUGGGUUUAUUGUUUCAGCUUCCCUUCCUAUGAUGGUGUUUCAGGUUUGUUUAGGUUCAGAAAAGGGGUGGGAGAACUCACUGCUUACCUGCUUUGCAGUGAAAGCUGAAGGACCGGCACCGGCACGAUGUUUUGAUGGCGAAUGCAAUUUAUUGGAGGUAGGCUGGCCUGGCUGGGAUUGCAAGGGCCUCCUGAUUGGACAUUUUAAAUCUGAGUCCUGCCUCUUUGAACUGGAGGCAGAGGGAGGAACAAGAAAUCAGCCUGUACUGAGGGAAGGCUGGGCAAGCACAAGUGAGGAGAGAGAAAAAGGGGUUUCCCCGUUUUUGGGGGGCAGGAGAAGUGAGUCUUUGUGAAUAAAUGAAUUGAUUGUGGAGUUUGCCAGUGAGAAAUGUGGAAUUAUUUUUUUCUUGGGGGGGGGGGGAAAUGAUCUGGAGAAUUAAUGUUUGGGUCUAGAAUUGCACCUCUGCCUUGUACUUUUUGUGGUCUUCAGUAAGUAACUCAUCUGCAUGUAACCCAGACCUCUUAAGAGUCAAAGUAGAUGGAAUAUGGGAGGUCUGUCAACUGAUUUCCCGAAUAUUGACUCUCUUUGAGAUUUAUAAAGCAACUGUGGGGAGGAAAUCAGAGCCGCAGUGUGGUUGGGAGGCAGGUUAAACUUUGCUCCUAUGCCUGUAACUACCGGUAAAUCUAAACUGUCGUCCUGCCGCUGGUAUUAGCAAUGGGUGGGGAAGGGGGUAUAGGCAAGCCCCUCCCUGGUGUCUGCAUUUAAGUGUUGACCCAUUGGGAUCUCCCACAUCGCAUCUAGGGUGGCUCCUGCAGUGGCUGGCCAAAUGUGUCUGUGAUGUUUUCAGAGAGGACGUGGGGGAAAGAGCACAUAACUCUAUGCUGCCUCUGAACUUAGCUAUCCCAUUUAGCUAGCAUAGCUGGCAGGUGAUGCUUCCAUGGCUGGAGCAGGUAGGAGAAGCUUUGGAGGAACCUGGGUGAUGGGAAUGGCUUAGCAAGGUAAGCGGGGGAUGACUUUGAACAGCAUCUCUUCUUGGCAGCAACGGCUGCCCCCAUUAUGAUACAGUUUUGUGUACAGAUGACAAACCUUUUUUCAAAUAUAAAAAUUAACCCAAAGUUAGACUCACAUUCAGUGUGAGUGAUAAGUGACGGGAUGACAAAUGAUCACCAGCCUUAAUUGGGUUUAUCACUUUUCUCAGCUUCUCUGUGAUGAGAUUAAUCAUACAACAGAAAACAGGUCCUUAGAUUCGUGUUAGCUAAGCAAGAUAUGCAACGAUCAUGUUUAUUUUAUUUAUGGCAUUUGUACCCUGCCAUUUAGCCAAAAAAAAACUUCUCAGAGCUGCUUACGAAAAUCAGUACUAAGACAGAGCCUGCCCUCGGGCUCACAAUCUCUAGAAAGGCAUGACACACAAGGAAAAAGGAUUGAGGGGGAGGAGGGACAAGCAAGCUCCAGCACACGCACUUAAACAUACAGCCAACAAAAAUACCUUCAAGAAUAAACUGACCCUUAGUUACUUUGUUGUUGUUGCUUAGUGGACCAUAUUUGCUUGGGGCAGAUUCACACACAGGCUAAAAUUUUACUGCACGUAUUCCCCCACAUGGUGACUCAUAGCUGAAAAUAUGAACUGUCUCCUGUCAUUGCAAAAUACUGGAAGCCACGGCAGACGUCACCUGAUGCUACAAACAUACAUGGGUGGGUGCCUUCUUUUAAGCACAAGUGUAUAGGUACAAUAUGAGUUAGAAGUUCAAUAAAUACUGAACUAGUCAGAAAAACAAAUUUUAGCUAAAUGCUGUUGAAUUGUGAAAUAUGCUGGCUUUAUUCAGCAUAAAAACAACUUUUAAAAAGACAUUUCAAGUGCAUUGUACGUCUUGGGCAUUUCUAGGCUGAUACAGAUGGAUUUAAUUUUAUUUCACUUUUAUACCUCAGCUGUGUCUGUAUUAAUCUUUUCAUGGUUCUUGUACAUAUGCAUAUCUUUCUGAAAUACUGCAAUUGUUUUCUUUAAAAAUACUGAAUUUUCUGAAUUGUACAAGCAUAUCCAUACACAUCCUGAUACGUUUGAUACUUUAAGGAGGCUGGAGCUUGAGAUAAGAUCGUGUAGUUGCCUGUUGCAGGAUGCUAAUAAUACUUUAUUUUAAAAGUAAUUAAAAUAUUCUACAUCACUUUUGGGUGCUUUAGAAGAAAAGAAAAUACAAUUCAAAGCAAUAACAGAAUUAAGCCAAACUUUUAAAACCAACAUUAAAAUAAUGUCAAAACCCAGCCAGAAUAAAAAUGUUUUUACCCUCGUUCCAAAACAAAACUCACCAGGGAUGGGGGCAGGUCUAACCUCCCUAGGGAAGGAGAUCCAUAACCAGGGUGCUGCCACCAACAAGGCCCUGUCCUAUGUUUUCACCAACCUUCUGGUGGUGGGCUUAGCUUUUCCCAAAAAAAGCCAGCAGAUGAGCUCCACCAGGUGUCUGUGGUGAGUGACUGUAGGGGUGCAACCGAAACACAAAAAGAACAGCUCUGAUUGAAGAGGAUAACUAGUAAGAGUCUAAAACUUUUUAGAGGUUUUCUAACCUAGUGCUCUUCCAAGUGUUAAUGGACUACAACUCCCAUCAUCCCCAGCCACUGGCCAUGCUGUCUGGGGCUGAUGGGAGUUGGAAUCAUGCAACAUCAGGAGGGUCUGAGGUUACCCAUUCCUGCUGUAAGAUUUCUGCCAAGAACCAUUCAUAGCCCUUUAAUUAGAUAUGUCCUCCUGCAGUUGGUGUGUGGGUAUGUGGUUCUCUCAGUAAGUGGAGCACAAACAGUAAUGGAGCAUGGAAUGUGGUGUGCUUUUUCCUUAAGUGAUUUCCUGUAGCAGGUCAUGGAUUUAUUUAUUUUUAAUGAUAGCCCACUUUCCCUCUGUUCUUGAGCUCAGAUCAGCUAACAACAAGACAUUUAAAAUAAUACCCUGUCAAUAAACCAGACCCAUAAUCAGACAGCAAUAUAUAAUCAAUCUCGGCGGAACGAUAGCUAGAAAAACAUCUGUCUUCUCCUAAAAAACCACAUUUAGCCAGCUGGUGGAAUGCAUAUAAAGAUGGGACUGGACAGAUCUCAGCAAAGACAUUUCAAUGCAUUGGUGCCAUGACUGAAAAGACCCUGCUUCUUGUACCCACCCACCCCAUCUCAGUUGUGGCUUCUGAUGUCAACCAGAAAACACUGGAGGGAACAUGCAGAGAAAGGCAGCUCUGCAGUACCCAGGCCUUGUAAGCCAUUUAAACCUUAAGGUAAGAAGUAGUAGCUUUAAAACUGGAAGCAGUUGCAGAUCAACAACUACCAGAACAAUGUGCUCCAUCUGGCCUUCAGCAGGACGCUGUGAAAAUGUGAAGAACUACUCGUCUGGACGGACCCUUUGGCUUUUUAGUGGAACAAAACGUGCUGAUGUGUAUAUAUUUUGUUUCACUUCUGGCCUGAAGAGUAGGAAAGACCUGCUGAUGUUGUGAGGCUGCUUCCAAGCUGAAGACUUUUGAAAUUAUCAGGUGUGUCUCAGGAGUCUCGUGUCUGAUUAUACUUGCAAUACAGAUGAGAAUCGUGCUGAUGGCUGCUAGUCCAAAAAAUGAACUAAUCGGGUUCUGCUCAGGUGACAUGGCAACUGUGGGGCUUAAACAAUUUCAGUUAUGUCAGCCCCUGUGCUAUACUUCCUAGAUGUAUCCUGUGUGGUAGUACUAGUACUAGUACUGCUUCUGGAAAUGCUCCUUCUCUCUAUUCAAAAUGUGGAUGCUAAAAGUUACCUCCAUCUGCUUCAGGCUUCUCCCUAUGCUUCCCACCCCCCUUUAACAUCAGACUUGUGGUCAGUUUCUUCUGUUCCCAACCCCCUCUCCUCUUCUCUGAAGUCACACUUUUCAAUUUUGUUUGGAUCAGCAGAACUGGUUGCCUUGGAAAUUUAUAUAUAUACAUUAAGCUAUGUCUGCCAAACUAUAUUCUAAUGGAACAAGAAAACCAGCUGUUGGAUCCUUAUAUAUGGAGUCUGGCUCUGGUUCACAAAAAGGGGAAUAAUAAACUCAAGUUGGACCUGCCAUUUCAGCCCCUCCCAAAAAUUAUACAGAGGGCUGCCCCAGAGGGGGAGGAAUUAGUGUCCCAGGAACUGACCUUCUGUUCUUCCAACCUUUCAAAGCUAUUUUGAUCAAGAAAAAUGAGAAUGAUUGCACCACAGACCUAAUAGCUUUAAUGGUAACACCUUCUCCCCAGAAAACUAUACUCUAGACCAGUGGUUCCCAAUUAGCGAAGUACUGUGGGCCCCUUGUUUUUCAAAAGCCAAGCCAUGGACUCCCUACUUCUGAAAAUGUUUUUGUUAUGUGAAUGGUGCCCCGGACCCCCAAUUGGGAACCAUUGAGCUCUCCAAGGUCCCCAAAUCUGACAGCCUUGUUUGCAAAUGGCCAAUUGGUGUUGCCUUCAGCAUUUUGGGCUGGGCUUAUCUUUUAGCAGUAGCAGUAGGACCUUUCAUUCCUUUUCAAAAUUUUACUUUUUCACCACCACAGAUGGCGGGAGCAGACCUUCCCUCUUGAUCCAGAUGUCAUGUUUAUUACCAUAGAGUCUGGUAAAUUGAAGGAACUGGGCUUGGAGACAACCUUGGUAGUUUGGAAGAUCCUUCUCAAAAUGUCCGGCCAGCCUCCCAAAUCCCCAGCUUCCUCUGCCAGCACAGAUCAAAAUCCAAGUGUGAAGUCCACCUGACUUAACUGCCUCCUGCAAGCGUGCCAAAGCUUUCUCCAGGAUCAAAAGGGGAGGGGCGUCAUAAUAUUGUUUAAGUGAAGGGAUAUGUUGUACUAUAGGGACGUGGGUGGUGCUGUGGGUUAAACCACAGAGCCUAGGACUUGCCGAUCAGAAGGUCGGCGGUUCGAAUCCCCGCGAUGGGGUGAGCUCCCAUUGCUCGGUCCCUGUUCCUGCCAACCUAGCAGUUGGAAAGCACAUCAAAGUGCAAGUAGAUAAAUAGGUACCACUGUGGCGGGAAGGUAAACGGCAUUUCCAUGCGCUGCUCUGGUUCACCAGGAGCGGCUUAGUCAUGCUGGCCACAUGACCCGGAAGCUGUACGCCGGCUCCCUCGGCCAGUAAAGCGAGAUGAGCGCCGCAACCCCAGAGCUGGUCAUGACUGGACCUAAUGGUCAGGGGUCCCUUUACCUUUUAUGUUGUACUAUGGGAGGGGAGUGCUUUCAGGUCCAGGGCAGUUGUAAUAGCCAGUUGAAGAACUGCACGUUCUGUAAUACUCUGUGCUACUGUAUUAUAGCAGGCAGGAAGUGAGGACAUGGCAGGCAUCUGUGGUGGUCUUGGAAAGGCUCAUAGGUGCUAGGUGCUGCUACCAGCACUGCAUUCUGAAUAACCUGCAUUGUGGAUGCAGCAGCCAAAACAGGAACAUAAGGCAGGCAUUGGCAAACUCCGGCCCUCCAGAUGUUUGGGACUACAAUUCCCAUCACCCCAAGCUAACAGGACCAGUGGUCAGGGAUGAUGGGAAUUGUAGUCCCAAACAUCUGGUGGGACGGAGUUUGCCUAUGCCUGACAUAAGGCAAUGGGGGUGGGCACUGUGGGCCUAAUUAAGAAAGUUGUUUUUUCCAAACCAUGCCCACAUAUGACAUCAUAUAUGACAUCAGGUCUCAUUUGAAGUCAGAUCAAUCCAGGUUUGCACUUUGAGAAACAACCUGUGAACCGAAAUGCAGCUAGCCUUUGAAAUUUGCACGUAUCUGAAUUUUGCUAUGCAGUUCACCAACCAAACAGUAUUUUAAAAAUAAAAAUACAUAUAUUAGGGGAAAGUGUGUGUAAAAAUGAAUAUAUUGAUGCAAAUAGCACACAAGAAUGCAUGAGAUUAGGAAAAAAUGCUUGCAAAAAUGUGCACAUUAGUAAAAAAAAAAUGCAUAUAAAAAUGCGUAUAUUAGGAGAAAUCUGCACCAAAAUGCUGAUGAUUUUUUAUUUUAAAAAUCCUCAAUUGCUGCAAAAUGUGGAGAACUGGAUUUAAGACUGGGAAAAUGGGAAACGGAGAGAACCACAACUGAGAGCGCCUUCCAUCCUUGUAGCAGAAUGAGGUGGGAAUGAAGUGGCAAGUUCUAAAGCAGUCUUUGACAACCUGGUGCCCUUCAGAUAUUUUUGACUCUAUCUCUCAACAGUCACAGCCACAGCCAGCAUGGUUCUGGGGGCUAAGCUUGAUGAAAGCGCUAGUUCAGAACAACUGGAAGGCACCAGGCUGAUGAAGAUGGUUCUGAGAAUGGGUUAUGUCACUCCAGACUACAGGUGGAAGAACCACUUUUUACAACAGAUCUUUGAAUAACCACCUCCCUGCAAAUAAAAAACUAGCACAUAAAGGAACUUGAACUUUUACCCUGACAGGCUACCUUUUUAUUGGCAAAAAGUUUUUGUUUUUUUAAAAACUUCCACAUGUUGAUGCAUUCAAAAAUGGUACUUUCCAUGAAGUGAUGCAGGGUUGACACAGGAGAGUCCAUGCUAGCAGCUCAGAUUUCUACCGUUCUGCUGUAUUUAUAUGCUAAGUCUCCAUGUAUUCCUAUGGGAGUUUGAAAAUUCACAUCUGCAAUGCAGGACUGUGAAGAUUCCUGUUCUGCUUCUGUAUGUGCUCCUUGGCAUCCUCAAAAGUCAUGCAACAAAAACCUCCCCACAGAGGUGUGUCUGGCAUCUUCAUUACACAUGUUUUGGCAAAUGCUGAUAACACACCCCUUUAUCCUGGCUUUUGACCCUUGAGAUGCAUAUUUUUAGGACCCACCUUGUUUCUGUGCUUGUCAGCUUUUUCAAGCUGUUUUCAAUUAUUGUAACCUACCCUGGGACAUUUGGGUGAAGGCUGGGCAAUAAAUUAUAACAAUAAAAUAUCAUAUGAAAUAUUAACAUAGAGAGCAUUGAAAUGUUGUUGUUGUUGGCAUCCAUCUGUCUCGAGAGACAAUGGAAUGCACUUCCGGGGGUGAAAUCAAACCACUGAAAAAUCAAAACGGCACUGGAGUGACCGCCUGAGGGUGUGUGGAGGUCCAAAGGGAAAGCAGAGCAAUACGUUUGGCACCAGCUUCGCUGCAGGAGUUGCCGGAAGGAGACAUACAAGGCACCAUCCAACCAUCUUAGGGACUCAGCUCCAGAUUUGUGCGGGGUUUACACCGGGGUCAGCAACCUUUUUCAGCCAUGGGCCGGUCCACCGUCCCUCAGACCAUGUGGUGGGCCGGAUUAUAUUUUUUGGGGAAAAAAAUGAACGAAUCCCGAUGCCCCACAAAUAACUCAGAGAUGCAUUUUAAAUAAAAGGACACAUUCUACUCAUGUAAAAAUGCGCUAAUUCCUGGACUAUCUGCGGGCCAGAUUGAGAAGACGAUUGGGUUGGAUCCAGCCCCCGGGCCUUAGAUUGCCUACCCCUGGUUUACACCUUAGUCUUUUCUUCUCCCGGAGAUAUCCCUCAAGGCAGCAGAGGUUUAGGAUCAGAGUUUUCCUUCUCUAAAAUUCACGUUGUGGUUACUGUAAUGCACUCUAUCUGGGGCUUCCCUUAUACUUGAUCCUGAAGCUGCAAGUUAGUAGAGGGCAGAGCGGUUGCUCACAGGAGUGUGACCUUUUCUGCGUAUAUUGCCUCUGCUCAGAGAUCUGCACCGCUUGCCCAUUUGCUAAAUUGUUGGAAUAUUCUGCACGGUUCAAGCUGUUGCCCCUCCGAAAAGGAUACUGUAGGACAGGGAAAGGUAUAGAUGAGGGCAGCCAAAGUGAUCCAGCAGCUGGAGCAGCUCUCCAGCAAGGAAAGGUUACAAUUUUUGGCACAAUUUAGUUUAGAGAAAAGUGGGGACAACUUAGAGGUGUAUGAAUUCAUGCAAGGCUAUUGUCUGCAUGUCCUGUUUGUGGACUUUUUAGAACAAUCUGGUUGGUCAUUUUGGGUAACAGGAUGCUGGACUAGGUAGGCCCUUGGCCUGACUCAGCAGGGCUCCACCCCCCACCUUCCUCCACAUGGUCAUAGUCAUACAAUUCCAUUGUGCAUUGUUCUAACUCUGUGCUGAGAUUCCCACCCUUCAGUCUGCAUUGUUUUGUAGAACUCCCCAAUCCUGCCUGUCACAUUGGAAAGCCGAGAGGAAAUUCGGUGUGUUGAGUUCAACAAAACCUGCGGCCAGAACAGGGUGGGAAAUUCACCAUAGGGAUGCUGGAUUCCAUGUCAAGAAUAGCUUCACGCUUGAAAGCGAAGUGGAACCAAGACCGUUUCUCCUCUGCCUCCACCAAAGCAAAUUUCUCUCUCCUCCUGACCAAAUAGAUGACACACCAUUCCUUGCGGCAAAUGGCUCGCUCCAAGAUGUCUUAGAGGGGUGGGCCUCAGAAUUUGUUAGUCAAGGCUGUCUCUUGCUGUUGCUUGACUGUUUUGGAUGGCAGCGCAGAAGCCCUGGCAGCUCCUUUGAAGAAGAAGAAAACAUUGCCUCAGUUUUGUACUGUAACCUUCCCUAACCGCACUCUCUUGUACGUAAACGCACUCUGCUCUUCCUGCUUAGCAACUGCUGCUGCUAAAGUAGCCUGUGGAGCUCAGCUGGAUAAGAAGGGACUGUCUAUCACAGCACUAGAGGGAUCUGCUGGCAAGCAGCUGUUGGUCUCUGUUAAGUAACAAGCUUUCCAGAUGUUUGCAUUGGCUCUGGCCAAGCACAGCUGUUAAACUGGGCAUGACUUUAUCCUCACAGUAGGGAGGAGUUCUGCAUAUUUACUGUACCUUCCUCUUAGCAGGGUUGUAAGGGAGAGAGGGGGCUUUGGACCUCAGCUCUGCUACUGGCCUCCGAACCCAUCCUGCACCUUACGCCAAAUGAGGUGGUAGGCUGUGAGAGUCCUGGAUGGCGGCCCUCUCCCUGACGUGCUAGAUUACGACAUCUGGGAAGCAUUUUUUAACGCUCCUCCGUAUAAAAUCCUCACAGAGGAUUUCAGAAACAACUGCCUUGUGAGGAAGAGUAGCAAACAAUCUGCUCAGAGAGUGGGAAGUGGUGGAGUCAGCUGCCCACCGCACCAGGUCUACCUCUAGUGACAGGAGCGAUAAGUAGCUGGCAGGUUCCAUCUGGUCACCCAGAAGGCCAAAGCCUCACCCUUAUGAAGUCAGCAAAUUCUGGCUGACCAGGAAGGUUGAGUCACUAGACUAUUUCUCUGGGGUCUGACAGGCCUGCCUUUGGAACUCCGAGAAGCCCUUUUUCAUCUUAGCUGGCUGUUAUAAGAUCUUUUGUAACAUUAAGAAUGUUGUGCCUUGGUUUGCUUGUUUUUCCUCUUCCCUCCUCAUCCCCUUUUCCUUUUGUGUCAUGAAGGCAGAGACGGUGUCAUUUUUGUUGACAUAAACCACUCUGGGAGCAUUUCUGGAUGAAGAACAGGCUAUAAAUGCAGUUAAUAAAUAAUAAGUAAAAUUUAAAAAACCAAUUCUUUGUAAUAAGCUAGCUCAUCAGAGUGAGGACAGCACUAAUUCUAUUUUGCUGGUGUAGUAGUUUAUUGCAAACCAAGAGUUGCAGCCUUAAAAAAAUGUAAUCUCCAACUUGCAGUCUAGAGUGGCUGCCCCAUAAUUUUAGCUCUUCAUCCUGCAUAAUGUUUAAAGCUCCCUGGCUUAAAAAUGUUUUGCCACAUCUAAAAGAGUCAACUGAACACCAAUGUUUUGCUACUUUAAAUUUAUUUAUUUAGAUAAAUGAAUAUACAGUAAUCUGCAAGGUUGGGAAGCAUCUUGUGCUGUCUGUGGUUCAACCAUUUCAGCAGUAAAGCAAUUCUGCAAUAUUUACACUAUGGAUAUAGCAGACAGAUUCACCUUGGACUGGUAUUUGCAAAGGCACCUGAAGAGCUCCAGUGUUCUCCAAAUAGCCAGAAAUGAUUGUGAUUGUGCCUUAUAGAUGCCUUGAACCACUCAGAGGUCUCUAAACAAGUGUGCUGCUGCUGGAUACACUAGAUAAUUAGGAAGGGUACAUGUGAAAACCAUUUAUAACUGAAGCUGGAAAAGCUGCCUUGAGGACUGACUCCCAUUUUUCCUUCUGAUGACAACAGCUCCCUCGCCUUGGGCUGAGCUCCAGACCUUCCUAUUGCUAGGCCGGCCAGGCACGCUGACCAAAUUCCAGUGGGAAGCACUCCUGCGAUUGGCCUGUGUGAGAAGCCGUUCUGCGUGAUGGUGACGUCCUGCUUUGUCCUAAUUUCAGAGUUGGGAUCCAGAGCUGGAAGCCUUUGCCAAGGACUACGCAACAAAAUGCAUCUGGGAACACAAUGCGGAGCGCGGACGGCGAGGCGAGAACCUCUUUGCCAUGUCUGGCGACCUGGAUGUGACGAUGGCGGUGGAUGAGUGGUACAACGAGUACGCCUUUUAUAAUAUGACAACAUUAACCUGCCAAGAAGGGCAGAUGUGUGGUCACUAUACACAGGUAUCUGAUUAUAUCAGUGGUUUUCAACCAGUGUGCCGUAACACCCGGGGUGCUUUGAAUGAUGGUCAGGGGUGCUGCGGGCAACACUGGCCUCUGUCCAUCUUUCCUUUCUUCCCUUCCUCCUCUGAUGCCCUCUCAGGUCUCUGCCUCCCAAAAGCUUGCACAGCUGUUUGUUGUAGCAGCCCUGGCUACAAGCUGUGCAGGCAAGUGGUACCUCUGGGGCUGGCCAAAGGGUGCUGGUUGCCAGGAGCUGAGGCAGCCUUGGAGUAAGCAAGCAAGCAGGCGAGGGAGCCUAGCCCUUGCUGUUGGGAAGGGACAGACAAGUCCCAGGCCCCUGUGGGGCAGUGUGUUUUUCUUUUUCCUUUCCUUCCUUUUUGUAUUUUAUUUUAUUUUGAAUAAUGAAUGGAAUAGCUGUAAUAUUUAAUAAAAUCAAUAAAGAUAUGGGGGGGGGAGACAAGUCCCAGGCCCCUGUGGGGCAGUGUGAGGAGGCACCUCUCUUUGGGGUGGGGGCAGUACAGAGAACCAGAGGUGGCAGCAGCAGCAGCAGCGUCUACCCAGAGGACUCCCAAGGAGAGGAGGCUGAGGGAACCCCUCUGGAUUACGUCAUCCUGGGAAGAGCUGAGGGUAAAGCCUGGGAAAUGGUAUUAGCCAUGAUGGCUGUGUUGUACCUCCUCUGUCAGAGGCGAUGUGCCUCUGCCAGUUGCUGGGGAUUCACAAGGCUUUCCACAGGCAUCUGGCUGGCCACUGUGAGAACAGGUUGCUGGAGUAAAUGGGUUAUUGGCCUGGUCCAGCAGGCUUUUCUCAUGUACAGUGGUACCUCAGGUUAAGAACUUAAUUCGUUCUGGAGGUCCAUUCUUAACCUGAAACUGUUCUUAACCUGAAGACCACUUUAGCUAAUGGGGCCUCCUGCUGCUGCCGCACCACCAGAGCACGAUUUCUGUUCUCAUCCUGAGGUAAAGUUCUUAACCCGAGUCUGUAACCUGAAGCGUCUGUAACCCAAGGUACCACUGUAUAUCCCCACAUCAUUACUAAAAUGAGCAGACUCUGUCGUGAUGGGGCUCCAUUGUUUGGGUCCAAAAGGUGGAGGGUAUCUUGGCUUCAGUUUUAAUUCGUGGCUGAGAUAGCAAUAAAGACGUCACCCACGUAGUCCCAUGGGUUGUGCUGCCAUCAGGGGACCAGCGGCUUCCAUACAAAUGCUUCAAGACUAGGGUGGCAGUAUCUGUCAAUUCUUUUUCUGACUGCAAUAGCAAAUAGAACUUGCUCUUCCUUACUGCUGUAGGUGGUCUGGGCAAGUAGUGAGCGUGUGGGCUGCGGGACGGUGUUCUGCGAAACUCUGGAAUUCCUGAAUGACACCGACAUGCAUUUGGUAGUCUGCAACUAUCAGCCACCGUAAGUUUCAUUUUGUUGGGGCCGGGGUGUUUUUUCCUGAGUGUUUUUUGCCUGGCUGGAAUGUGUGCUUUGAACCAUGUUGAUUCUUCCUGCUUGUGCAGUUGCUGCAAUUUAGUUUCAACUGUUUUUGAUGUUUUAUUUUACAUUGCUGUGACCCGCCCUGAGUUCUUCUGGUGAAGGGUGAGUGGGUGGUAAUACUAAUAAUAAUGCAUAGUACCAAAUUUCCCAAAACUAUGGCAGUGGCAAGAAGGUGCCCCCCUUAGUCUUAGCAGAUAGGGAGGUCUGUUAUGGGAGAAGGCAUUUCACCAAGUGUCCAGAUCCUAAGCCAUGUAGGGUUUUAAAUAUCACUACAAGCACUAUGGGUGGGGGGAGAAAUUCAAUCCAGUUUGCAUUUACAAGUGAAUCUCCCCAACCCAAACCCAGAUGCCUUUUGCAAUUUGCAGUUCUCCUAAUUUUGCAAUGCAGUUUACAGCCAGGUAAUGCACAUACUGAGGUUAAGCGUACAUAAAAAUGCGUAUUUUAGUCAAAAUAGCAUAUUAUAGAAGGGAAAGUUGGUUUACAAAAAUGUGUACAUUGAGCAAAUUUAAUAAUGUGUACAUUAGGAGAAAUGCUCAUGAGGACUUUUUUUUUUUGGUGGUGGUGUGGGGGGUGGAAUCACAAGCUGAUAUGGAAGUGUGAAGGACUGAUGAGGAGGAAAAUGAGAAACUGAGAAAAACUGAAACUGACAGAUUCAUCUGUUUCCCCCUCCACCCAAAGCACAGUAGCAUAUUGACAGUCAGUACAACUCCUUCAGAACUGUUGCAUUAUGUUCUUGGCAGCUUGGCUGCAGAGUUUUGCUGUUCUCUCAUCAUUUGGGAGGGGGGUCAUAGAAUUUAUUGUGAACAAGGAACUAUAGCAAGGAGAGUCCAAGUGGAGCCUUCCAGUUAUUCCACUCCCAUCAAGACCAGGCAGCAUGGUAAGAGAUUAUGAGGGCUGCUCCCCAUCAUUAUCUGGGGUAGGUAAGUGGACACCAUAACAGCAAUAGUUACAGAUCAAGGUAGCAAACAGUUACUUGGAAUUCAUUGUAUGUGUACUUCUGACAGGAGUUAACAGGUACUGUAAAUAUACAAGAUAAUGAAGAUCCACUUCAGGAGUCAACCUUACUUAAACUGCAGUUACUCUUGGCACCAGGUUUUUGUAUUAAUUCCAGGAUUUACAGAUCUGUGAUGCUGCCGCUUCUGAAAAUGGGGUCAAAUUGGUCAGUAUGUUCCCGAUAAACUUUGUCCUCUCUCUUCCCUUACCUCAUUUUAAAAUGGCAACUUCCAAUCAUCUUCAUAAGGUCUACUGGCUGUAGAAUCAAGGACAAAAGAGCCACAAACAGGCACCAAAUAGUUGAUGCCUUUUGGCAGUCCCUCAAAGCAUCCUCUUUAGCUGAGCUGGCCACCUUCCAUCUUCCGAGUGAAGCUGGGAAGGUAGUUACAUGCUGGAGAGGUGAACUCUUGGCAAAAGCCAUCAACGGUCAUCAUAGAGUGUUCUUAGGUGCAGCUGUCAAUGUGAAGGAGCAACAAAAUGUUAUGAAAUUCUUAUUUCUAUUGUGUCAAUGCUCUCCUUCCUUAGGGAAAUGCCUAGUCCUUUUUUGAGUAAUGCCUGGGUCUUUUCACUUCCAGGGGGAACAUAAAGGGACGCAAACCGUACAAGGAAGGGGCUCCAUGUUCCAUGUGCCCAGAUGGCUAUUCCUGUAAGGACUCUCUCUGUGGUAAGUGAGUGGAACUAGAGGAGCCAGGAGAUAAGGCAGAUAGCUCCUUAUCUGCACCCCAAAUUAAUGCCACUCAGGAUUACCGUGAAAUAAAUUUCCACUGGCUGACAGGUGCAGAUUAUCCAGCCGCCUAGGAGUGUAGUGAUUUCCUUGGCUGCCUUCACCCAAUGAUUAUCCUUGUCAAAGCUGUUCCCCAACAGGAGAAGUAAAUUCCUUCUUCCCUCUUGUUUUGCUGCAGGAUGGGCAAAAAUGCUUGGAGGAACAGUUUCCCUUUCAGCUGCAAACACCUGUCUCCUGCCUUCAGUGCACCACCAUUAUAAACAAGGACCUGCCAGCAUUAAUCCCCUUCCUCUCCCAGGGUGAUGACAGUGUGUUUAAAACAUGCUAGCUUCUCUUGUCCUUACCAUAGCACCAGGAGGUGGCACUUUGGCUUUUAUGAAUACAUGCAGCACACACACACCUUGAGUCUAUGCACGCUAGAGGUCUUAGCCCUUAUUGGUCCCCAGAUGGAUGGUUAGGUCACUCCAUGCAAACACAGGCCAUGUACACCUUUAAAGCACAUUUGGAACAGGUUCUUUCCCUCAAAGAAUUCUUUUUUUAAAAAAUAAUUUUUAUUAACCGGCCAAUCAAAUCAAAUCAUAUCACAUCACAUAAAUUCCGAAUUACAAAGCCGGAUUUAAAAUUUUUGUUGGGGGGACCCAUAUUUCAAGUUCCGAAGGGGGAUUCCGAUCAUCUUCUUGCUGCUGCGUUAAUAUCCACAAAUCUGUCCGAAUAAUGUUCAUAAUUCUAUCCAGUCUUAUCUUGCUGUUUCCACAUCUCAUCUUGUUCGUAUAUUUUUCUUUUUUUCUUUAUGAUCUCUUCUGAUAAUCUCCUUAAGCAGGUAAACACCAAUUAUAAUCCUGUGUGAAUUUUUCCGUUCGUCCAAUCAUCAUAUCAAGAUGGUUUCCAUAUAUCAUCACUUUCAUAAAUAACAGCACUCUUUCCAUCAUUAAUCUCGCAAAUCUGUCGCUCUUUAGUCCCUCUGAGGAGGCACACCCACAAUAUAAAAACAACUCUGUUCCUCCUCCCAGACUCAAGUCUUCCGACAGAACUUGCCAAAAUGGCAACGGUAUUUUUUGCUGCGUCAUUCCAAAGCUCUUAUGCUUUCCACGAUCUUCUUGAAACAUGCUUUGGUUAGAAAAUUAUCUCUACACAGUCUUAAAUCCACAGCUUAAGUCAUUUAAACGGCAUUUAUGACUUGUGACUUGUGUGUGUGGGGGGAUUCUUGGUUAAUCACAUAGAGAAAAGAAAGGAAAGUUCCCCCCCUCCCCCAUCCAGUCCCGUUGCCGAACAUACCGAGCCUUGGUGUGUCUUCUCAUGAUUUAUUCUUGUUCCUCCGACCCGUCUUGUUUAUCAGAGAUCUCUUCAGUUAGCAGUCUUUACUCCCCCUUCUUCCUUGAAAUAUGUGCAUUAGCUUCCUCCUAAUUGUUUCUUUUGAAGUUGCUGCAGCUAGAGGCGCGAAUCAGAGACAGCGUCCAGGAGCGCCGAGAUCCGCACAAGGGCUUUCUGCCUAGGGCCCCCACCCCCACAAAUUCGGGGGUGGUAUAGGGCACAGCAGGCAAGGGCAGUCCCCCCCCACGCUUGGGGGGGGCAGGGAGGCUGUUUACUCCCAUCACAGCCUCUUAAUUACCUUGUGUGGGUCGGAGAGAUGUUAUUGUCAGCCAUCUCCCGAUGCGCCCCUAGUGGCCCCCCUCCCUCAAAGAAUUCUGGGCAUUGAAGUUUACGAAUUGACCAUUGGCUGCCCUCUAAUGCUGCUCCAUCUGCAACAGACUUCCUCACCCUAAUAGUAGGGAUGGCACUGGAAGCCAUGACAUUCCUUUCAUGCAUUCUGUCUCUGCUUGGGGUGUCUUAUGUCUUGAGUGCUAUGCUAUAUGGCAUUUCACUGAGUUCUGCCCAAGAUGUUUUGCACCUUUGGGAGAAAAUUCAAAUGACAUUCCAGUCCAAGUUAUGAAGAAAUGGAUGGCAAUGUGCUGCCCUUUAACGGCAUCUAGAAUCUGCUGCCUGUGACCCUGGCCACACUUGGUUUCAAAGUAGGGCUCACCUUCUGUGCAAAAGUGAAAUAUCAGCCUUCCGUUCUCACUGGUUUUCUGGGAGGAGGGUGCGGCUUUGUGCAUCUGUUUGCUGAUUGUUCUGCUGGUCUCUCUUUUUGCCCACCAGAAUCCGGUGUCGACGUGGGAGACGCCACUGCAUCGCCUAAGCCGGAGCCAACGGCUGUCUUGACUGCAAGCCCAGCUCUGCAAACUACACCAGAUUCAACACCUGAUACGCCAGACAGUCCACAAACAGGAGCAGAAUCUGAAUCCCCAACAGCUGAAGGGCCAACCUCUUCACUAGAGCUAACUUCAGACUUGUCAAACUCAGACGCAACUGUUUCCUCUUUGGUGACAAUGGGAGCUACAACUCUUCGUCCUGCCUCCCCAGAAUCAAGAACUGAAAAAGCCACUUCCGCAGAAUUUCCUUUGUCCGGUGGCUUAGCCACACCUGAAGCCACCAUUAAAAAACCUGAGCCACCUUCAACUCCCCCCACACCAGUGCAUUCUACCCCCAAGUCACCCUUGGUCCCUAAACCUGCAUCCAUCCCUAAACCUCCAUCGACAGGUAAACCUCCCUCCAUGCCCAAACCCCUUUCAGCCCAUAAGCAUCCCUUCUUCUCCAAGCUACCCGUCCCAAAGAAGCCUCCCGUCUCUAAAACACCUGCACGCCAUCGCUUGUCAGCUUACUCCAAAGCAAUAAACAAGCACAGCAAUGCUGCUCAGGCCUCUGCAGAUAAGGUACCUGUUCACAACACUGCAGCUAAGGCAGCUUCAAUCUCGGUCUGCCUGCCUUGCCUUGGAUGCAAACAGAUUAGCCACCAUGAAGAAAUAAAGACUGCGCUUAAAGAGCUGACUUCCAGGUACCCCUAUGCUCCGUGCUUUUCCCCGCUUCCCCGGUGGCAGAGGCAUAGUAAGUGGGGCAAUACACUUAGGAAGGCCAGGCCUUAUUGGCUCAAUAGUUUAUAGCAGUAUUUGAUCCAACAUAUUUAUAGGCUGAGCCCUCUGUCUUCUCUUCUCUUUCCCUUUCUGCCCUUUUAGUGAGUUUGCCAGUCUGCUGGGAAUAGCACUGUAGCAUGGCCAGUGGCUGAAAAUUCUGUAGAUGGUGGUACAAAUCUUGCCCAAGCAAUAAUGCUCUUGGGAAGUUGCAGUUUAUUUCCACAGCCCCGUGUUUUCACCCGUUCAGGAAUGUGGAGCACAUCUGAUUUUAUUCCCUACUUUCCUUCUCUUUAAGCUUUGCUAGGGUCAAUCAUGGCAUACUGUCAUGAAACCUCAUUCCAUCCAAUGACUCACCUGUGAUCAUCCUCCCUCUUGUCUGUGCUCUGUGCAUCACAAAUGGGGGCCCUAUUUAUUUGCAGGACUGUGCCUGGAAGUCGUUCCCAGGCUUACUAUUCUGCUUGUGAAUUGGUGACAAGGUGUCUGCAUUCUCCACUGGCAACCCAUUCUUUACCCCAAAAUGCCGAUAAAAACCUGGAUCUUGAAAACCUGGAUAAUGUAAAAAACCUGUAUCUUGAAAGCUGAACAAAUUGUGCAAGAUAAGCAAAGGCCUGCAAGCCUACUGAAUUCCUUUAGCUGAUCCCAAAACAUGAAUUUGUGCUCCCUUGGUACAGACUCUGGAGCUUUGUGGCUCGGAAUACAAACAGUUGUGUUGAUCAAAGAAUUGGUUGUGCCCACCUGAAAUGUAAAGCAAACUGAUAUGGCUUGUUUGUAAGGAGGAUGGAGAGAAAAUGAAUGACUGAUUAGGGAGAGUGAUGUGAGUCUCUAUAGAAACUCAGUGCACAAGAGCUACAUUAAGCAAUCAAUAAAUGAAGUGCAAGUGGACCAAAUAUUUGCAUGUGAAAGUGAAGCGAGUGCCUCUGUGGGUGUUUGCAUUUGUAGCUCUUCAACUCUGUUCAUUACAGUAGAUCUUUCUUCCAUUGGAACUCUACAAACCACAGUAUUUUGAUCAGGCAGCAUUAUUAAGGCUCAUUCACCUCUUCUGUGCCAUAUGGGUAUCUAAAGCUUUAGCUCCCUCUCUCCACCAUUGUCUCCACUCCUUCUACCACCUGACAGGGACAUAGAAAACUAUAAACCAAAUCAGCUUAUUGGUCCAUCUAGCUCAGUAUCGUUUACGCUGACUGACAUUGGCUCUCCAGAGCUCCAGAUUUUGGGGUGCAUUCCCAGCCCCACCUGGAGAUGUGCUGGGAUUGAAUUUGGGACCUCCUGCACGCAGACCAGAUGCUCUACCACCGAGCUAUGGCCCUUGCACUUCAGAGGACUUGUUUGACUAGGCCUGCUUGCAUAUCAGGGAUAUGUAUUAGACUGGACCCCCCACGAUAGCUGCAUUUUGAGCUUUGCACAUGUGUUUUGGUAGCAUGCUGCAUCCCUUCCUGUUUCUGUUGCACGGAACCAGGGCAGGUUCCUCUUCUCUUCAGCUGACCCGUCUCUUACAUUUUUUCAAAGCACAACCAGGUGCCAAAGAUACCAAAGAUCUUGUGACAGACCCACCCAGGAAAGAUUCUGAGCAGGUAGCAGCCCUUUUUUUGCCUUUCUGUUUUCCAUUCCUGAGUACUCCUGUUCUGAUAAGCCUUCUCCUUUGAUGUUUGCCUCAUAAGAAUAUUUGCUCCCCAUUUCCAUUCUCCUGUGCUGCUUGUGGUUUGUUUCUUCAUCUUGCUGUGUUUGGGGUGCGUGAAAGACAAAGGUGAAACUCUCCCCCUGUUUCUUGCUCCCCCUGACCUCUGUGGUCAUUCCGGUUAGAUUAGAAACAUAGGAAGCUGCCCUUUAUCAGGUCAAGUCACCUAGCCCAGAAUUGUGACUGGCAAUGGUCCGCAGACAGAAGUAUUUCCUAUCAGCUGCUAACUGAUUCUUUAAAAAAAGGAAAAGAGGAGAUGCCAGGAUAGAGCUUGAAAUUUUCUGCAUGCAAAGCAUGUGAUGUACUCUAAGGUCCCUCUCAAUAAAAAGGCCUGGAGAGUCCAUUCUAACAGAGCUCCUACUUCUUGGUAUCUAGCCUCAGGUGUGAUGGUAUGGUUCUUUGUGGGUGUGUAAAUGAAGGAGGAGAGAUCAUUUGUAUGAGUCUGAUUCACAAAGCCAUUUUUAUCAGUUGCUACAAUGGAUGAAACACGAUGGUGUGAGAUGCCUCUUGGCUCAGCUAAUAACUGACUGAGCUUUCUUAUAUGUGACUGUUGUACAAUAUGCAAAAGUAUAUUGCUUGAUAACUGACUAGCAUCUCAGCCGGGUAUGUGAAUAUGCCUUCAACUUAUCACCAAGUUCAACCUGAAACUACUUGACAAUACUGGAAUGCAUGUUUGGUUGGAUGAUGAUUCCGCUCAUUUCAGCUGAGCUCACUUUCCGAGUAACUGGCUUAGAACUGCAACUCUGCAUCCCACCUAAAAGUGUGCAUAGCUACAGGGGUACACAGAGCGACUUAGGCUGUCAUAGGAGCCAGUCUUUGCUUAGUCUGGCCCACAGUAUUUGCAGCUCCUUAAAGCAGAGGUGGUGAACCUGUGACUUUUCUGAUGUCGCUGGACUCCAACUCCCAUCAGUCCCAGGCAGCAUAGUAAAAUUUGCAGGAUUGUACAUCAGAACUUGCGCCUAGUUUACUGCAUCUUUGCUACUUCCCUGGGUGGAAUCCAGUGUAGUGCUAAUGUCCUGUUAGCACAAGGAUUUCCACUUGCACAGUGGGAUUUCACCCCCUCUUCUACCUGUGUGCCCCCUGUUCUGGGGCUUCUCCUGACCCUCCACAGCAGUUUGGGGAGGGUGCGGGACAUGCAUGGGGAGAAGAGCGGGAAAGCUCCAUUGCACAAGUAGAAAUCCUAGUGCUGAUGGAACGAGGCAGUUGGAUACCGCCCCGGUAUGGGGCCACACCACCUCCAAAGAUCUGCGAUCAUGUGCUGUUCCUGCAGCCAUUCAAUAUCCCAUCCUUUACACCAGGUUAGCCAGGGGCGUGGUUCAUAGGAGUGAGACCAAGGGACCAAGACUACAUCAGUUCACUUCUUUCCUGUAAUUCUGCGGACAGUGAACUGUACUACUGUCUCCAAUCUGAGAGCAAUAAGGCAAAGUUCUCCAGUAUCCAGGUGGAGCUGGCCCUUUCCAGUUGUAUCUAAGGAAGACCUAGCAAGGCAGGCUUGGGGAACCUGUGGUCCGGCAACUCCCCCCCAAUCCCAGCCAGUACGGCUGAUGUUCAGAGAUGUGGGAAGCUGUAGUCCACUGACAUCUGGAAGAUCAUGGGUUAGGUCCCUCCUCUUAGCAAUGGCUGACUCCUAGCUGAAACAUUGCACAUCCCAGUUCUUUCAUACAGGUCUGGCAUAGAUCAGCUCUAAAGAUCAGCUCAUCAGUUUUGCCUUGCCUCUUGGGCACAUUCCAUGUCACCCAGCAAAACAAGGUGUGUUGGUUUCCAAAACACCUUGUGGGGUGGCUGCAGUAUUUUAGAUGGAUUUCUCAAAUUAGGGAUAUAUUUAAAGUGAGAUGCCACCCACACACCUUGCCAAACCAGAUGAUACUGGCUCUAGCCAAUGAAGAAUGGAGACCAAAUUGCUGGACAAUUAGGUUCAUUGCACGCCACAUCUAGGCAAUCUUUCCCCCCUCUGUAUUGCUGAAUGGUCCUUGCAUUAUACUAGCCUCAUCAUGACAAGCCACAGCUGGCCUAGCUAAGAUCCAGUUGAAGGUGCUACUUGAAACGGAGGGCAGCAAAUGUGGUGUUCUUUGCUAACAAGAGUUGUGAAGACGGGAUGAAUUUUGAAAUGGUGCAAUGAAGUAACAUUGUGAGGUGUGUCUUUUAAUGCACCCGGAAAAUCCUGCUAUUAAUAAAUGUUCUUCU